AACCGAAAAUGUUUGAUCGGCCAUGGGGGAUUAUCAUGCUGAUCCCUCGUUUAGAGUUGCAUUGUUUGUUUGUUUAUUUGUUACACUUUUGACGGAUAACAUGCCGCGUAUAUCACCUGCUGUUACCUAUGCAGUCGCCGUCGUUUUGAUACUAUGGCUUAUUCUCGGUGCUAUUACUUUACCAAACGCCACUCGAUGGUUUCAAGGUGACGGACCCAGCGUACAACAAGAUGUCGUUGUUCUACCGAUCAACGGAACUUCUAUUACCAAAGAUGCUCAAUUUGUCUAUGGCGAAUGGCAUUAUCACAGAGGCGUGUCCAGCACACUCAAUACGCCUGACGCUCCAAAAGAUGGUCUACAGGGUAUUUUGUAUGACCGAGGCUUAUCCUGUAGCGCUCAUGUUAUUGAAGCCUUGAAUCCGCCUCUACCCGAUUCCAUGGCAGCCAAUAUCUCCAAAAUUGCGCUGGUACGACGAGGUGGAUGCGACUUUACAAGGAAACUUCGGUUUGCCCAGAUGGAUGGAGCCAACGCCGUCAUUGUCUACGAUAAUGUAACUUCGGAAGACUCGGUUAAAACCUAUGAUAUAGAAGUACAACCCAAUUCCGUUUCCAUUCCAGCGUAUUUUGUGCACUUGUCCGUUGGUAGUGAGUUACUGGAGCGACUUGGAAAUAUAUCCAAGAUGGGCGAAGCAGGCAGCGACUACGGUCCCGUUCAAAAGGUCAAUGAUGGCUUUCACACGAAUCUAUUGGCUCGCGUGACCUUGUGGCCUCCACGGAAACCUCUGUUAGAUCCAUGGCAAUUUGCUUUGAUUAUUAUUGGCAUCAUCCUCGUCACAAGUUUAGCCAUUGUUGUGGUCAUGCAAUGCCAUUUAUGGCGUCUAAGUCGGCAGAAUAGCCGAGACUCGGACGAAGAAACGCAUAGCUUAGAUGAUCGAUUCUGGCGAGACCUAAUGGGCGAUUCGCGAAGUUUGAUGGCACGACCACGCCGGUCGCGACUGGAACCCAGUGCUCUUGAAAAGAUUCCGACACGAAUCUACCCUGGCAAACCGCCCGUAUGGCAUACUGAUCCACCCGCCAGUGAGGAUGACGGUCCCGAUCCAACGAAUAUGCACAAAGAUGGGACCAUUCAGAAUGCAGACAGUGCCGAACCUAGCAAGCAGGAACAGACGACCUGUGUCGUAUGCCUUGAACCUUUCAAGCAAAACGAGGUGUUGCGCUGUUUACCCUGUGGCCAUGAAUAUCACUGCGAAUGCAUAGAUACAUGGCUGAUCAAGAAAAGUGCUUCGUGUCCUUUGUGCUUACAAAUCAUUGAAGCUCAAACAGCACGACCAGAGGCGGUUCACAUCAACGACGGCGAAGUUCAGCGACGACAUGAGCAAACGGAUGUCGCUGAAGUAUGGCAUCGACUGUCAAGUCAUCCAUCAGCAACCCGAAGGCAGCACCCCAAUGCCACAGUGUUACGUAGUUUUUGGAUGCAAGGUCAGCAGCAAGAUUAAACAAAUACAUAAAUGCUUUUAAUAUUCGAUAG
Molecule: messenger RNA, 1527 nt
Organism: Radiomyces spectabilis
Lineage: Eukaryota; Fungi; Mucoromycota; Mucoromycetes; Mucorales; Radiomycetaceae
Exons: 6
Coding region: 23-1495 (490 amino acids)
Biological process (GO): protein ubiquitination
Source: RefSeq, a predicted model, not a curated record